Molecule: messenger RNA, 870 nt
Organism: Closterium sp. Naga37s-1
Lineage: Eukaryota; Viridiplantae; Streptophyta; Zygnematophyceae; Desmidiales; Closteriaceae
Source: the annotation of a GenBank genome assembly
AUGAGCACUCGUGAGCAGGAGCCUACGUCUAGUGUGUUUGUCACCUCCAAGCUUUUGCUCCAUGCAGACACCCGGUUGCAUCUUCCCUCUCCUCACCUUUCCCCUCCGCAGAAUCCCCCUCCCCUCUCUCUCCCCCCUUCUUCAACACCUAUAUUUCUCCCCAUGCCUUACUGCCCUUCAGCCGAGGCAGUAUGUGUGAUUCCGUCAAAUCUUCCGCUUCCUCCUCUCCUCCCUGCUUUAUCCCCCCUGCUCACCCCUUCCGCCCACCUCCCUCCUCAUCCACACCUGAUCUCCAAGCAGCCGCAACAGUGUUGGUUCUCCUCAACUUUUCGUGUAGUCAUCUUUGCUUGCACUUCCCGUAUUCCACUCUUCCGUAUCUUUUCCGAGCGGCCCUUGCCCUGUGCAACUCUCAUGAUGUUUUUUCCCCAAUACAUCCCGUCUCACGCCAUUCCUUCCUUCUUCUCACAACCUUUCUCCCCCACUGCCGCUGCCAGUGAUGGUCGGGUUCCUACAGGGCAACCCGGUGAGCCACUGGAGUGGGGGAGUCAACCUGUGGAAGCAUCCCUCACCGCUCUCCACCCCUGCCUCCGUCCUUGUCCCCCACACCCCCAACAGCCGCUGCCAGUGAUGAUCAGUGAUGGUCGGGUUCCUGCAUGGCAACCCUCUGAGUCACUGGAGUGGGGGAGUCAACCUUUAGAGUCCCCAUUCAUCGCUCUGCACCCUGUAUCCGUCCUUGCCUUUCCACAUCCCCCACAGCCGCUGCCAGUGAUGAUCGACUUCCUGCAGGGCAACCCAGUGAGUCACUGGAGGGGGGGGGUCAACCUGUGGAAGCCCCCUGCUGUGAAACCAGGCGACAUUCUCGAUGAGUGA